AUGAACCCCGAAGUUUUCAACGACGAGGACGAGGCAGCCGCAUGUGAAGAUGUUCGUCGAAUGGCGGAGGCACUCUCACCUCAAAUGUCGGCGCUGGAAGAUAUUCUGAAAGACUACUCGGCUGAAUCUGAUGUUGACAUGGAUCAUCAACCACAGUCUGGUUUCCUUGACGAUGAUGAUUCCAUUGAUGGAGAAAUGGAACGACUUUUGACAUCAGAACAAUCUCUUAGAGAUGAAUUACAAUUUGCAGAAGACUUGAAUGCCAUGAUGACGCCGUCAAGAGCGGAGGGCAACGGUACAACGAAUCAGUUUUCACUUGAAACUUUGGACUCGGUUCAGAAGAGACUGUACGAAGACCCCCCAGACAACGAGGUACCUUCUUCGUACACACUAGAUGAUCAUGCAGGAUAUUUGAAAAUACGAACUGAAAAAGUAGGGGGAUGGUACUACUGUGAUAUGACCAAGUACUUGGCUCCAGCUGGUGCUGACGACAACGAACUUGUCAAGGAUUACUGCUUGCCUGUGCCCUUUCGGAAGCUGAAGCGAUUGUACAGUGGAUUGAGCUAUCAAGAAGUUGCCCAUAGUAAACGAUCGUCACUUUCGACCCCAGCAAAACUCCUGCAGACCCCAACAAAAGUGUAUCAAGCAGUGGCGGGGACGCGAACUCCAAGGGCAUCCUUGACGCCCAUCACACCGUCGCGAACUAGAACACCCGGAAACGCGCCCGCAACUCCCAGCACUCCCAUGCCACCCCCCCCACCCCCUCCAAUGCCACAAGAAGAGCCUUUACCAGUCAGAACUGUUGCGAUUCGUCUUCGUUGUGAUGUGCUCUGCGGAGCAGUUAUGGAUGCGGUGCACCAUGCGUUUGAUGUCUUGCCAGAGGAUACUACAUCGCAAAUAAUCAAGCGUCAAGGUGGACACUUGAGAGGUGCGGUGUACCAUGCCUCGAAAUCAUUGGCCUAUGUGGCAGACAUUCAAUUGUGUACCCAGAAGAGUGAUGCUCUUGAACGACGUUUGAUUGUUCGGUAUUAUCAUGUCCAGGAUGAUCCCGAAGCCAUGAAUGAACUCGGUCAAGCUUUGCAGCGAAAGAAAAAGAUCGAGCCAGAAGAGGUGACUCUCGAGACAAUUGGAGAUGGGGGAGCCGAGCAGGAUUUGUUUGGAAAUCAACACAUGAAGCAAUCAUGUAGUCUGAUUCAGCGGUUAAUGGCAGCACAACAAGGAGGGGGUGCUAGCAAGAUGGAUCAGAAGCAACAGUCAAGUUGGUUGGGUUUGCAGAAUUUCUCAUCCUAUGAAUCCAAGAGCGAGAUGCAGCGGUCAAUUGGACGUCACUUGUUGUCCAAUUUCAAAGCUUGUCCAUCGGUUCGAGAGGAAAACAAAAAGGCAAAUCCAACCAUUCGUCGAUUGACGCUUCCAAGUUUAUCUCAUAGGGAUUGGCCACUUUUGGAAAUUUCGUGGGAAUUUACGAGAAUUAUCUUGGAUGAACUCGAUAAUCGAGACUGCACCUUCAACACCCUUUCCACACUUCCCUUUGGACAGUUCCCUUGUCUUCCAACUUUGGAUGUCCAUUAUUGCUCACAGCUAAGACGAAUCAGUCGAGAAGCAAUGAUAACGCAAUUACUCAAAUCAGCAAAAGAACUGGAAGACUACGCAAAAACAGCACAAUAUAAUUGUGCAGUGUGCAUAACACUGCUCGCACCAAUGCUGGAUCUAUAUGGCAUACCUCCAAUGGGUCUUCCCCAAGUAUCGAAACCUUUGGAUCAUUAUCCACUAGAGUUCACCCCACCCCAAGUAUCCUGUCCUCCGUGGGGAAGUCUGGUCAUGGAAGCGCUGAACAAGGUGGCUGCAAGAACGCCAACGGGCGAGAUAACUGAUGACGAGGCGGUCAAAAUGGUGUAUCAAGCUCUUGUGAAGCAGGAUGAUGAGGAACAAGCCGCCCGAUUGGGUCGUAAGAAUGCCCAGAUUAUGGAUCGACUAGCAAAGCUGCAAUCGCACCAACGUCUUUUGGUUACCAAGAUCCGAGAUUCUCACGCUUUCAGCGCAAAGGCAAAGGCGGAGGCGGAUAGCUAUUUGAAGCGGGCACAAGCUGCAUCGAACGAAGGGACGCAAGCGUUCCCAUCACAUCUCGAAAGUUCUGUUCCGCUCUUGAGUUUUAGGAUAUCACUUGGUGCAUCUUCGUCAGGAUACUGCUACGUCACACCGAGUCAAAUUCUUUUUACAACCAAGAGCAUCCCGAUUGUUGGAGGCAAGACCACAACCGUUUUCGAUCUGGAAAAGGUUGACUUUCAAGUGAUAGAGGGGGCAACAUCAACGUUAUUAAAUCCUUUCCCAUAUACUAUGAAUGUGGUUUCAAAACGCUCGGGGCAAGUCUUUUAUGGCUUCCGACCAGCAGUCGGGCCAGUCAGAUUGCAAAAGUUCUUGUCAGUCAUCCAAAGUUUUGCCGGAGAAGAAACUCCUGAUGAGUUUUCCCGUGUUGUCGGAAAUGUUCAAGCUGUUGAAGAAGAUGGGGAUAUCAAUUUAAGCGAACCUCAAUCGGAUGAAUUGUCAAUAUGA
Messenger RNA from Cylindrotheca closterium, 2550 nucleotides. The record is from the annotation of a GenBank genome assembly. NCBI's taxonomy places the organism in Eukaryota, Bacillariophyta, Bacillariophyceae, Bacillariales, Bacillariaceae.